AUGAUCAUUGAGAAACUGAAGAUGGGCCACAUGAAGAUUGAGGUGGAGUACGACUACAGGAUUGGAAAACCCACCACCGGCCCAAGUAACAGGUCCAGGCAGAUAGUGGUCAAGUUCCUGAGGUUCAAGGACAAACUACGGAGUAACAGUAACAGCAGUAGAAGUGUCAGCAGUAGCGAUAGCAGCAGCAGCAGUAACAGCAGUAGAAGUGUCAGCAGUAGCGGUAGCAGCAGCAGCAGUAACAGUAGUAGAAUUGUCAGCAGUAGCGGUAGCAGCAGCAGCAGUAACAGUAGUAGAAGUGUCAGCAGUAGCGGUAGCAGCAGCAGCAGUAACAGUAGUAGAAUUGUCAGCAGUAGCGGUAGCAGCAGCAGCAGUAACAGUAGUAGAAGUGUCAGCAGUAGCGGCAGCAGCAGCAGCAGUAACAGCAGUAGAAGUGUCAGCAGUAGCGGUAGCAGCAGCAGCAGUAACAGUAGUAGAAGUGUCAGCAGUAGCGGCAGUAGCAGCAGCAGUAACAGUAGUAGAAGUGUCAGCAGUAGCGGUAGCAGCAGCAGUAACAGUAGUAGAAGUGUCAGCAGUAGCGGUACCGGUAGCAGCAGCAGUAACAGUAGUAGAAGUGUCAGCAGUAGCGGUAGCAGCAGCAGUAACAGUAGUAGAAGUGUCAACAGUAGCGGUAGCAGCAGCAGCAGCAGUAACAGCAGUAGAAGUGUCAGCAGUAGCGGUAGCAGCAGCAGUAACAGCAGUAGAAGUGUCAGCAGUAGCGGUAGCAGCAGCAGCAGUAACAGCAGUAGAAGUGUAAGCAGUAGCGGUAGCAGCACCAGCAGCAGUAACAGUAGUAGAAGUGUCAGCAGUAGCGGUAGCAGCAGCAGUAACAGUAGUAGAAGUGUCAGCAGUAGCGGUAGCAGCAGCAGCAGUAACAGUAGUAGAAGUGUCAGCAGUAGCGGCAGCAGCAGCAGCAGUAACAGCAGUAGAAGUGUCAGCAGUAGCGGUAGCAGCAGCAGCAGUAACAGUAGUAGAAGUGUCAGCAGUAGCGGCAGUAGCAGCAGCAGUAACAGUAGUAGAAGUGUCAGCAGUAGCGGUAGCAGCAGCAGUAACAGUAGUAGAAGUGUCAGCAGUAGCGGUACCGGUAGCAGCAGCAGUAACAGUAGUAGAAGUGUCAACAGUAGCGGUAGCAGCAGCAGCAGCAGUAACAGCAGUAGAAGUGUCAGCAGUAGCGGUAGCAGCAGCAGCAGUAACAGUAGUAGAAGUGUCAGCAGUAGCGGUAGCAGCAGCAGCAGUAACAGCAGUAGAGGUGUCAGCAGUAGCGGUAGCAGCAGCAGCAGCAGU
Molecule: messenger RNA, 1323 nt
Organism: Oncorhynchus nerka (sockeye salmon)
Lineage: Eukaryota; Metazoa; Chordata; Actinopteri; Salmoniformes; Salmonidae
Product: mucin-21-like
Exons: 2
Source: RefSeq, a predicted model, not a curated record